Eublepharis macularius is the source of this 1506-nucleotide messenger RNA. It is a transcript of the gene TNFAIP6, whose product is annotated as TNF alpha induced protein 6. The coding region runs from base 232 to 1056 and encodes 274 amino acids. Gene Ontology annotation, molecular function: hyaluronic acid binding. The transcript has 6 exons. Lineage: Eukaryota; Metazoa; Chordata; Lepidosauria; Squamata; Eublepharidae. Gene Ontology annotation, biological process: cell adhesion; negative regulation of inflammatory response. The record is from RefSeq and is a predicted model, not a curated record.
UUGGACACUCAUGUAAGGGAGACAUAAAAUGAGUCAGACUAACAAAACUCAGGGAUCAGAUUUAAUUGUGAGCAAUACUACAACAUAUUCAAUUGGAGCAGGCUUGCUUACCUCACCAAUGAAAGUACUAUUUAAGAUCUGGCAACCAGAUGUUUCACUAGAGUAAGCAGCUGCGAGCAGGGCUUUUCCAGACCACAUCAGCAGUGACUGCAAAAAACGGCAACAAAAGACAUGGUUGUGUUCCCCUUUUUCUUUGCCUUGCUGUGGGAGAGAGCUCCUGGUUGGGGAUUCAAGGAUGGAGUUCUCCACAAUUCGAUUUGGUUAGAGCGAGCAGCUGGCGUAUAUCACAGAGAAGGAAGAAGUGGAAAAUACCAGCUGACCUAUGCAGAGGCAAAAGCAGUGUGUGAAUAUGAAGGAGGGCAUCUAGCAACAUAUCAGCAGUUGGAAGCAGCAAGAAAAAUAGGUUUUCACAUGUGUGCUGCUGGUUGGAUGGCUAAGGGAAGAGUUGGGUAUCCAAUUGUUAAACCUGGAAGCAACUGUGGCUUUGGAAAGACUGGGAUUGUGGAUUAUGGCUUUCGACUUAACAGAAGCGAGAGAUGGGAUGCUUAUUGUUACAACCCUAAUGGAAAAGAUUGCGGUGGAGUCUUCACAGAUUCAAAAUAUAUCUUUAAAACCCCCGGCUAUCCAAAUGAGUAUGAAAAUGAUCAGAUCUGUUAUUGGCAUAUAAGAGUGAAGUAUGGACAGCGGGUUCAAAUUCAGUUCGUUGACUUUGAUCUUGAAGAAGAUGCAUCUUGCAUGUCUGAUUACUUAGAAAUAUAUGACAGUUAUGAUGACGUCAAUGGCUUUGUGGGCAGGUACUGUGGAGAUGAAUUACCAGAUCCAAUUGUUAGCACAGGAAAUGUCAUGACACUAAAAUUUCUGUCGGAUGCUUCUGUGACGGCAGGAGGAUUUCAGAUUAAAUAUGUUGCUUUAGACCCACCAAAAAAGAGCGCUGGGAAAAACGCAACUACCCAGAGUAACACAAAUUAUUUAGCUGGAAAAUUUGGCAUUAUGUAAAAGAACAUUGACAUGAAGGGGGAAAAUAGCCUGGAAUGUCAUGCCCUGCCAUCGUUGAAAUUGCUACAUCUUGUCAGUGGAUUCCUGUCCCUGUAAUCUCCUGUCUGUCAUCUCUUCCCAGUCUUCACUGGAUCUUCAGCUGUAACACACUCCCCAUCCGAUGAUUCCCACCAUCUGGCAGAUCUUCUCCUCUUCCUCCGUUUCAGAAAACCCUUCUUUUUGUUACAUGCUUUUCAUGUUUUCAGUAAAAAAUGUCAGGGGCCAAGUGAUCGAGCAGUUAAAUGAUCUCUUCUGCUUCAGGAUUGCUCUUUGAUAGGCAUUUUGUAUGGAACAAAGAUCUCUUUACGCCAGGCAGUUAUGAAGAAACUUUUAAUUACAGAUUCUAAUAACCUGUUCUGCCCUUGAUACAUUAUUAAGAUUGUAGAUAAUAAAAAUAUUUAUCAAAUUUUG